GAAAAAAGCAGCGCAAGUCAGGACCAGCAGCAGCACGACGCUCGGAGUAUCGCCAGAAAUCCGAGUCUUUCGACGAUCAACGAGGAGCGUUCCUCGCAGAUCUCAGUGUAUGAGUCUGCCGAAGUCACUUUAGUCGACGAUGGUGACAAAGACGAAAUAUCCGUCAGCAUUGAUGGCAAAGACGUGUCUGUUUCACUGUAUGACACGCCUGACUUAUCCGAAAAAGACGCUAAACAGAUUGCUGACAUGUACUCCGAGGAAAUAUCCGAUCAUUUCUCCGGUCAAGAAGGUAACCAAGCUGAACUUCCUCCUCUUCGCAUUGUUCGUGAAACUUCACGCACAGGACCGCUUCUCAUGGAAGCCAUGGUCAUCGACGUAGAGAACGAUGCGUUUGAUGAAUACAUGAGUAUGUCUGACCAAGCUUACGACGACUUGAGAACUGAGGCUGACGUGGAAGAACUGUCCGUAAUCGAAGCGGUGAUGGUUGAUGAGAGAGAAGUCUUGAGGUCUGACAUUGUGGAUAUGCCUGAUGUUGCAGUUGAAGUGGUAUCACCACAAAUUGUCGAGGGAGACUUAAAAGAAAUCGCUCAGAUAUCCGAGGCCAAUAUCAUGGCCCAGAACCUCAGAGCUUUGAGUGAACAGGGACUCGCAAUGUUGCAAGAUGAUGGGCAAAUUCAUGAUGAAGAUUUCAUUGGUGGAAGAGUGGCAGUGAAAGAUCAUGGGGAACAAAUGGCAGAGAAUAUACAGAAGAAAUCGAAACGACCAAUAGAUUACGUAGAAUCGGCAAUGUCUGACACUGAGCUCGCGAGCAAUGCAGACGCGGGCCAGGAAAGCAGCGAAACUGCCACUCUACCUGAUGACGGCAAAUCAGCUAAGAAGAGUGCAAAAAAGAGGAAGAAGAAAGAAAGCCUUAUUGGCUCUCCAGAUGUUCAGUUAUCUGAAGUUUCGACUCCUGUCAGCCCAGAAUAUUCCAAUGUUGUUUUCGUAGAAAAGAGUGCCAUGGACAUAAAUGAUGUCCCAAUUCUUGAAGCAGCGCCCUCGUUGAAGCAGCUUAUCAUUCAAAAUAAAUUUGCCGAGGUUUUGGAAGCCUCGUAUAUCGAAGCAAUAAUUCAACAGCAGGUCAAUCUUCUAUGUGGAACCGAAAGUCAGUUUUUCAAUUUAGAAGACCCUCAAUUACAAGAGGCGGUGUUACAACAACUGACAUCAGCUGUACUGGCACAGCAGGUGCAGUACCGAGAGACAGAUGAACCACUUCGAAUAGUAGGCGAUUCUUCGCAUGCUGGAGAAGAAUUUUGUUUGGACACCGCUCAACAAUUCGGUCCAUUUCCUACCACACAAGACACCUCUGGACUAUUUAUCGGAAAUUACGAAGAGACGGAAAUCGAUUCGUCGGAUGUCAUGGAGCAGAUGCUAAUGAACAUUGCCACAUCAUCAGCAGAAGCUGUCCUUGCUCAAGACAGUGGCACCGAACUUAUAAAUCAAUACGUUUCUGUUGAAGAAAAUGCUACUUUGUGGAUGGAACCUCACCCCACUGUUCACACUCUUCAGCCUGAGGAACUUGAGUACCAAUCUAGUUUUGAAACGGAGGAUAAUGAAGUGAAAACAGCAGUUUCUGAUAUUGAACAAGGUGCAGACUCAAAUGCUACGGUCUCAGAACCUCCCCAAUUACAAACUGCAGAUGAAAAUCUUCUGCAGGGCAAAACACUUGCGAAGAAACGUCAAUCGGAAGAACAACUUCCCAAGGCCAGUGAUGCAACUAAAGGAGAUACAACAGUGGCGAAGAAAGUCAAAGUGGACGAAAGCGUCGGUACUAAAGACAAAAAAUACGUAGAUGGCAAAAAGACUGUAAAAGAAGACGUGAAAGUUAGAACCAACCUCUCUGGUACAGACAUCUCUGCUCUCCAGACUGCCGUCAAUAAACUGAAGCUAGAAAAGAAGCCGAUUGAAAUUGAAGAAAUGUUGUCAGCUGGGGAAAACAAAAUCUCUGUGAAGAGCAGCAAGAUUAGGCUUUCAUCUGAUCAACAGAAAAAUUUAGAAAACUUGGAUAAUUUCCCGGUGGAACUUCAAGUCCUGGCUCAGGUUCAAAUGGAACUACCAGAGGGCAAGCAAUUGAUUCAUAAAGUCAUAGGCCCUCGAACUGCCGAACUAGCAAACAGGUUAAGUGAGUGUGACGUUGGUGAUGCAUUCAAGUCAUUGCCGGUAAUUGAAAUAACCGAGAUCAAGGCUGGUCCUGAAGUGAUCAAGCGUAAAAUGAAAAUCAAUAAAGCCAAAGUUAUUUACAUGGAAGAUAAAUGUGAAACUAUUGAUGAACAAAGCCUUAGGGAAAUUUGCACAGCAUCUGCUGAGGAAGUGCUCGCUGAAGUUUCACCGAAGAAAGGAUUUUUCAAAAAAAUACUUCCGGUUAAAAGGAAACCAAUUGAAGUUGUAGUAGAAGGAAACGUUCUGGUAAAAGAUGAAGUCCCAGAAUGUGAUACGAGUCAGCUCGUACAUGAGGCUAGUGAAGAAAAACCAUCUGCAAGAAUCGAAGCAAAACAGGCAGCAUGCGAGAGUGAUGCUGAUGAUUCAGUUGCGAAGCAUAUUUCUGAUAAAAUUUCAGUUAAUGAAACUUCAGUUAUUGCUGAACCCAUGGGCAUCGCAGGCGUUUACGAGAAACUAGGGAAAGAAUUACCUGAGCCUGUAAAAGAGUUGUCGGACGAUGAUCUGAGAUCAUUGACUGCCGUAUUGCAACAGAUUAUUGCCGUUGAACGUCCAGUAGAACUGGUUGAGAAAACUACCCCACAUGGGGAAGUCUUUGAAAUUUGUGAGGGUAAUGUGGAAAUAUCAAAAGAUAAUUUUGAGGUCCUUCAAUCUUUGGUCAAUCCGGCUGAAGAUUUAGGCAUUGCAAUUGAGAUAACUGAAACCCUUGAUGAUGAAAGACUCAUAAUUCACAAAGUUAUUAGCCCUAAAAAUGAGCGGCUGCUUGAGAAACUAAUUGCUGAAUCCUCAAAAGCCGAAAUUGCAAUGAUCCCUGUUUUUGAAAUAACUGAAGAAAUAGACAAAGGAAAAACUGUAAAGAAAACUGUAAAAGUGAAUGAAGCGAAGGUGGUUUUGGGAGACGCUCAACAUGCGUCGCUCGAAGGCGCAGGGCUUCUGACCAGCUGUCAGACUGCUAUUUCGGAAGUCAUUCCUCACAAGAACGAACUCUGCAAGGCUGUAGUUUCAACAGUUCACGGUGAUGUCGUUCAAGAAGUGACACGGGGACUGGAUUCUAUCGACGCUGCAGAGCCAAAAUCUAGAAUCGAGAUUGGCCAACAAGAUGAUGUCAUAGCCGAAUCAAAAGAUGUCGAUGAAAAACAAAGCAACAUACAAGAGUUCAGCGAAAAAUCUGUUACAGAAUUAAAACCAUUAGUCGAAGCCGAGCCAAAAUCUCGAAUCAUUGAAGAACCACAAGAUUUUUACAAAGAAGAAGAAAAAUUUGCGUCAGGAAAUGAUGUAAAAUCCCCACUUGCGCAAGAAGCGGCACCUAUGACUGAACGAGAAGUGUUACUACCAUCUGGACAAGAAGCGACACCCUCACUAGGACAAGAAGCUACGUCUCCACCUGUACAAAAAGCUGUAUUUCCAUUUACACAAGAGAUCACAUCUCUACCUGGACAAGAAGCGGUACCACCACCUAUACAAGAAACUGCACCUACACCUGCACAAGAAGCCGUAUCUUUACCCAGACAAGAAGCGGUACCACCACCUCGACAAGAAGCCGUACUGCCACCUAGAGAAGAGUCCGUAUCUCUUAUUGGACAAGAAGAGGUACCACCACCUAGACAAGCAGCUGUAUCACCACUACCUGAACAGGAAACGGUAAUCAUGCCAAGACAAGAAGCUGUAUCAUCACCUGGAGAAGAAGGUGUAUCAGCACCUGGACAAGAAGUGGUACCCCCACCUGGACAAGAAGUGGUACCCCCACCUGGACAAGAAGUGGUACACCCACCUAGACAAGAAGUGGCAAUCCCACUUAGACAAGAAGUGGUAAUCCCACUUGGACAAGAAGUGGUAAUCCCACUUGGACAUGAAUUGGUAAUCCCACCUGGACAAGAAGUGGUAAUCCCACCUGGACAAGAAGUGGUGAUCCCACCCGGACAAGAAGUGGCUAUAUCACCUGGACAAGAUGCGGUACUUUCACGAGGACAGAAAGUCGUGUCUCCAUCUGUCCUAGAAGCGUUACCACCUGGAAAAGAAGCCGUAUCUCCACCUAGGAAAGAAGCCGCAUCUAUAACCAGGCAAGAAGCUGCAUCUGCACCUGGGCAAGAAGCAGUAUCUUCACCUGGACAAGAAGAGGUAUAUUUAUCUGGACAAAAUGCCGUAUCUCUACCCGGACACAAAUCUCUAACUUCUUCUGGAAAAGAAGAGCGAUUUUCAUCUGGACAAGAUGUCGCACUUGCACCUGGACAGGUAGAAAUAUCUCCACCUGGAAAAGAAGGCGUAUCUUCGCCUAGCCAAACAGCGUUAUCUCCACCUGAGCAAGAAGAGGUAUCUCCACCAGGACAAAAAGCGGUAUCUCCACCCGGACAAAUAGCGGCAUCUCCCCCUGAACAAGAAUCGGUAACUCCGCUAGGACGAGAAGAGAUAUCUCCCCUUGAACAAGUUAACGAAUUGCCACCUCGACAAGAAAGCGAAGCUCCUCCUCGACAAGAAUCCGUACAUCCACUUGGACAAGAAGCCGCACCUCCACCUGUACAAGAAGCCGAAUUUCCAUCUAGACACGAAGCCACAUCUUCACCUAGACAAGAAGCCGUAUCACCUUCAGGACACGAAGCCGAAUUUGCAGCUAGUCAAGAAGCCGCAUCCUCGACUAGGCAAGAAGCUGGAUCUUCGUUGGAACAGAAAGCGGUACCUCCGCCUGGACAAGAAGCAGUAUCUCCAUCUGUUGCAGAAGCAGCACCUCUGCCUGGACAAAAACCCUAA
Messenger RNA from Hyalella azteca, 4941 nucleotides. RefSeq names its product titin-like. The record is from RefSeq and is a predicted model, not a curated record. The coding region runs from base 247 to 4941 and encodes 1564 amino acids. The transcript is spliced from 3 exons. NCBI's taxonomy places the organism in Eukaryota, Metazoa, Arthropoda, Malacostraca, Amphipoda, Hyalellidae.